AGCAAUAAACUUCCAUGAACGAUCGUUCCACUUCAUAGAUCAUGAUCAUCGGUAAGCCUUCUCAGCCAAAUUCCAGACUCCAAAUAAUAAAAUAAUGUCCAAUUCAAAGCCAAGAACGGUAUGUUGCAUAGGCGAUAUUCAUGGAUACAUAACAAAGCUCCAAAAUCUGUGGACAAAUCUUGAAACCCUUAUCGACCCAUCAGACUUCAACUCUGCUCUCAUCAUUUUCUUGGGCGAUUACUGUGACCGCGGACCAAACACGCGAGAAGUCAUAGACUUCUUACUUUCACUGCCCUCAAAAUACCCCAGCCAAAAACAUGUCUUUCUGUCCGGAAACCAUGACCUGGCGUUUGCAGCAUUCGUCGGAGUGCUUUCGGAGCCGGUAAAUGGGGCGGAUUUCAAAGAGGGGUGGAAGGAAUAUGAACAAAAUGAAGAGAGAGAAGGUUGGUUUAAGGGUGAGGGAUAUGAGAGAAUGCAUUUGCAAGGAAGGAGAUGGGGUGGGCAUAUUAUGUUUAAGUUUAAUUCUGUUAAGGGGACUGAAUAUAAGGGCUCUAUUUAUGAUGCUGCUCCAACUUUUGAGUCUUAUGGGGUUCCUCAUGGCUCUGCUGAUUUGGUUAAGGCGGUACCUGAUGACCAUAAAAAAUUUCUGGCCAAUAUGGUUUGGGUUCAUGAAGAGGAUGAUGUCUGUGUAGAGUCUGAGGACGGAAUUAAACACUGUAAAUUAAUUGCUGUCCAUGCUGGUCUAGAGAAAGAAAAAAAUGUUGAUGAGCAAUUGAUGUUUUUGAAAGCCAGGGACACUGGAGUGUCCAAGGUAGAAGCUCUAAGCGGGAGGAAAAAUGUGUGGGAGAUACCGAAGGAACUAACUGAGAAACCAGUCAUUGUGGUCAGUGGUCACCAUGGCAAACUACACGUUGAGGGCGGUCGACUUAUUAUUGAUGAAGGUGGUGGAUAUGAAGAUAGGCCAGUGGCUGCAAUAGUGCUUCCCUCAAUGAAGAUUCUCCGUGAUACUGAUAAUUUGGUGAAAUAGCUUUGACUCUGAUGAUGAUGAUCAUAUAAUGAAGCAACUUUAUACUUGGACAUUAGCAAAAGCAUGCUGCCAUUUGUGUUUUCAUACUGGAAUACAUCAACUGCAUGCACAACAGGACUGUGUAUGCUAACCGCUGUUAUGCUUUUACUUAAAUCAUGAUACUUGUUUUGAAUUUAAUGUUGUGGGCUUUUGGAGAGGAAACUUUAAAUUGUAUAAUUUAUCAUAUCAAAUUGAAUGAAUAAGUUUAUAUAAUUUAUUUGUACA
Molecule: messenger RNA, 1291 nt
Organism: Mangifera indica (mango)
Lineage: Eukaryota; Viridiplantae; Streptophyta; Magnoliopsida; Sapindales; Anacardiaceae
Product: tyrosine-protein phosphatase RLPH2-like
Exons: 4
Coding region: 95-1027 (310 amino acids)
Molecular function (GO): hydrolase activity
Source: RefSeq, a predicted model, not a curated record